UAUUCGAGAGGAUUGUGCUAUGUUUUGUUGAUUUUCGAUUGUUCUAUAGAAUUAGCGGGUGUACUGCUAUCCUUUAUUGAAAUUUAAGUUUUAUGUACAUGAAUGUUUAUUAUUGAAAAAAAUGAAUGAAGAAAAGUUUGAUGGUAUUUUGUUGGCGAUGGCCCAACAGCAUGAAGGUGGUGUUCACGAACUCUUGGAAACUUUCUUCAGUUUUCUGUUAAGAAAAACAGAUUUCUUUACUGGUGGAACUCCUGGAGCUGCUAGAAAAUUAUUAUUGGAAAAGUUCCAAAAGUUUGAAGAUAAGGCACUUGCUGAGCGGAGAAAGAAAGAGCAGGAGAAAGAAGAAGCAGAAAGAAAAAGAAGAGAGCGAAUAGCUCGUAAACAAAAAGAAGAACAAGCAGCAAUGGAAUUGGGCAGUGAUGACAGAGUUGUAGAACUUACAGAUGAAGAAGCUGCUGAGCUGCAGCGUGAAAUGGACGAGAAAGCUAGAUUAAAAGAAGCAAAAUUAAAGGAAGAAACAAAGCAAAAUGGAGGCAGAGAAGAAUCUGAUGAUGAUGUACAAGAAAUACAAAAGCCUAGACCUGAUGAGGAUGAAGAUGAAGCUGAUAAAGACAAAUUAAAGCCUAAUGCUGGGAAUGGUUGUGAUCUGCCUAAUUACAAAUGGACACAAACUUUAUCUGAAAUAGAGCUUAAAGUUCCUAUCCCAGCUAAUUUUAAGGUGAAAGCCAGAGAUGUUGUUGUAGUCAUAGAAAAAAAGCAUUUGAAAGUAGGGUUGAAGGGGCACCCUCCUAUUAUUGAUGGAGAAUUACAACAUACUAUUAAAAUAGAUGAAUCCUGUUGGGUAAUGGAGGAUAGCAAGACAAUAGCAAUUACUAUGGAAAAGAUUAAUAAAAUGGAAUGGUGGAGUAGACUUGUGACAACUGAUCCAGAAAUAAAUACCAAAAAAGUGAAUCCAGAACCUUCCAAGUUGUCUGACUUGGAUGGUGAAACUAGAGGUAUGGUUGAAAAAAUGAUGUAUGAUCAGCGUCAAAAAGAAAUGGGCCUGCCAACUUCAGAUGAACAAAAGAAACAGGAUGUCCUUAAAAAGUUUAUGCAAGCCCAUCCUGAGAUGGAUUUUUCUAAAUGUAAAUUUGCAUGAUUGCACAGUUUAAAUCCUCUUAUGUACAUUGGCAUUCCAGGACUUCAAAAAGAAAACUCAUUUAGUGCAUUAAGAAUUCAGUUUGACCUAGGAACUGAAUUCUUAGUUGCCAGUGCUGCACUUUUGACUAUUUCUUUUUAUAAAUAAAUUCAUUUGCUUUAGUCA
Argiope bruennichi is the source of this 1303-nucleotide messenger RNA. RefSeq names its product nuclear migration protein nudC-like (gene nudC). The record is from RefSeq and is a predicted model, not a curated record. NCBI's taxonomy places the organism in Eukaryota, Metazoa, Arthropoda, Arachnida, Araneae, Araneidae. The transcript has 10 exons. Gene Ontology annotation, biological process: protein folding. Gene Ontology annotation, cellular component: cytoplasm. Bases 122 to 1138 code for a protein of 338 amino acids.